AUGUAUUCCUGUGCAAACUAUCCCCGUGGAUGCCGAGGCCGUGUCAACAGGCAAGGAGCCAAGUGCUCUGACUGCGUUUCUCUAAACUUGCGCCGUCCGGCUUUUGCUUCGCCGCUCGCUCAGCCACGCGAGUACAAGCGAGCGCUUCCCUCAGAGCUCUUUGGCGAGCUGUCCUCUAAAGCGUCCGAGCCUGAGCUGUAA
This is a messenger RNA of Penicillium egyptiacum, 201 nucleotides long. The record is from the annotation of a GenBank genome assembly. NCBI's taxonomy places the organism in Eukaryota, Fungi, Ascomycota, Eurotiomycetes, Eurotiales, Aspergillaceae.